Messenger RNA from Hylaeus volcanicus, 7282 nucleotides. Its product is annotated as POU domain, class 2, transcription factor 1-like. Gene Ontology annotation, molecular function: DNA-binding transcription factor activity, RNA polymerase II-specific; RNA polymerase II cis-regulatory region sequence-specific DNA binding. The record is from RefSeq and is a predicted model, not a curated record. The transcript is spliced from 7 exons. NCBI's taxonomy places the organism in Eukaryota, Metazoa, Arthropoda, Insecta, Hymenoptera, Colletidae. The coding region runs from base 54 to 1535 and encodes 493 amino acids. Gene Ontology annotation, biological process: regulation of transcription by RNA polymerase II.
AGGACGUUGAGGCGCGCUAGAAUUGCUGAAGGGACUGCUUCAAAGGCCUACUAAUGGUUGUCGGGAUCUGUCACUUCGGGAUCAAGAGGAAGAUGCACGUCGACGCGAACCCGACGUUUCGGAUACCCAGCGACGCGCUCGGCCGAAUCGAUAAGGAGCCAGCCUCGCCAGAAUCCAUACAAGACGCGGAUCUCCAUGGCGAGGUGGAUGGGCCAGAACUCAGCGGGGAUGACAGAAGCAUCGCCAGUGACAUCCACGAUGCCACCGAGGCGAACCUUGACCAUGACUCCAUGGACUCGGACAGGGAAGCCCUCAAUCUGGUCACAGACGUGUCGCAUCGCAACAGCAGCAGCGGUACCAGCGGCAGCGCCUCGUCGCCCAGUUCCGGGGUGAGCAGCCAAAUAACAGGUAGCCACCAGCAACAGCAACACACGGCCAGCCAGCAGAACAGCAACAGCUCGCAAGCGGCGUUGGCUGCACAACUGGUUGGCCAGCAGUUGCUGAUGCACGGCUCGUUGGGCGCUCUGGGGCCCCAAGAGAUCCAAGCUCUGGCCUCGAUGCUCCAGCCGCAGCAACAAUCGCUGCAGCAACACUUGCAGCAGUUGGCCAUGUUUCAGCAGGCCAAUCCCGCCGCGGCAGGUCAGGCACAGUUCUUCCUGCAGAAUCAGGUGCAAGCAGUGGCACAGGCAGCUCAGCAAUUGCAAGCCCUGCAGAAGCAGCAGGCUCUUCAGGGCGGUGGAGGUCUCGUCGGUCGAAGUUUAGCGCAACAAAGGUCGCCACCGCCUCCUGGCACGCCGCCAGCAGUGAAACAACCGCCCACCAGACUGGAACCUUCGCCAGAAGAGACGACGGACCUCGAGGAACUCGAGCAGUUCGCCAAGACCUUCAAGCAGAGGCGGAUCAAGCUUGGAUUCACUCAAGGCGACGUUGGCCUCGCUAUGGGGAAACUCUACGGCAACGACUUCUCCCAGACGACGAUCUCCAGGUUCGAGGCGCUGAACCUUUCCUUCAAGAACAUGUGCAAACUGAAGCCCCUUCUGCAGAAAUGGCUGGAGGACGCCGAUAAUUCCCUGAAUAACCCAAAUUCCCUUUCAAACCCACUCACCACGCCGGAAGCCAUCGGCAGGCGGCGGAAGAAGAGGACCUCGAUAGAGACCAGCGUCAGAGUGGCGCUGGAGAAGGCGUUCGUGCAAAACCCGAAACCCACCUCGGAGGAAAUCACCAUAUUGGCCGACAGCCUGGCGAUGGAGAAGGAAGUCGUUCGGGUGUGGUUUUGCAAUAGACGGCAGAAAGAGAAGAGGAUCAAUCCGCCGACAGCGGCGAUGGGCAGCCCGACGAUGGCGUCUCCUGCCCCGUCGGUGUUCGCAUCCCUGGCGAGUUCGAUGUCUGGCAGUCCUCUUGCAUUGACGACGCAUUCCUCGGGGAUGGGCCACCCCCAUUCUCACCCCGCGCCCCUCGGCUCGCCGUUACCUUUGGCCCUGGUGGCAUCGGCAGGUGGAAACUACCAUCCGUUGAGCGGCAAGUCCCACGAGUGACACCAGCAGCCGACCCAUCCCGGGGAGGCUCUAUUUCAUCAGCAUCAUCACCAGCAACCGCAUCAGCAGCAACAGCAGCAACGACGUUUGUGCAAUCUACCUGAGUUCUAUCACUAAUCACCGCCAGGUGGUCUGUCUGCGGAUGGCAAUGACGUGUCACUGGUGGUCACACAGCGUCAACGAUUCGAGGGGAUCGGGAUCAUCGAAUCCGCCGAAUGGAAUUUGGCGCGAAACGGACGAACGCGGAUGAUCGUCGCGGAAGGGGAUAAAGCAAUAGUCAGCUUUUUGGGAGUGGAAGAGACGACGAAGACGCCGUACCUAACGGCACGAUCGCGAUACGAUACGACACACAUAUCCUGGCGACGAGGUCUCGCUUCGAAAGGACUUGACGAUGGAACGAGGCACCGAUCGGUCCUCGAUGAGAGAGAACGCUGAAGGAACGAUAUCGUGGGCUGUCUUCUGCGUUGUUCGGAGCGAGGCGUAACCUCGGAGUAUACGAAGCACGCGGGGAUGCUGAACGUCGACGAAAGACUUUUAGACAAUUGCUUGUUUCGACUUAGGAAAUUCGGUAUCGCGAACUGCGGCCCAAAGACGCGUCUAGAGAACAUAGAUUGUCGGUAUUUCGUUAAGUUUCACGGUUUUUUCUCAGUAUUAUGCGUUUCUUCGGUUGUUAACGUUGACUUGAAUCGUAGGACGUCGCGAGUCGUCUUCUCGUGCACUCGAAACGAAGCUUUCAAAGUCGGCCGCCGGUUCGAGGCUCUAGUUCCCAAGUUCGCAACUUUCUGUUUCCUUUGAAUUUAAUAUUUGCACCGAUCGUUGAAUGAUUGGUUCUUUCCGUUGUAUCAACGGAGAAGAAAAGAUUGCUAACGAGAUCGUUGGAAGUCGUUGAAAGAGACCUUGAGCGAUUUGAAUUACAUGAGAAACAUCAAGGUACAGCGACUCACUGUCCUUGUUAUUGUAAUCGUUUGGCACAAUUAUAAUUGUUGCGAGUGAUCCCCAUUAACCUUGUCGAUUAUCGUAUUGCGAGUCCCCUUAUAAGUAUUACUAUCGUGUGGUAUAAUUACAGGGAUCGAAGCUCCGUUUUGAGACCGAAGCGGCUAACUUCGUUUCAAGCGUCUUCCGUUUACGAACGUUUCCAACAACGGUGGAGUUCCUGAGUUGACUUUGUAGCUAAAAGAGACUUUGGAGGCUUUGUUCUCGCGUACACGUUGUACACCGUUUACCUACAAGGAGCAAUUAACAACACGAAUGCAGCCGGCCACGGUCCGCCAUAAAACAAGGCCCUCGAUCGGCUUCCCCGAGUUAUCAUUUGAAUUAUCAUGAAAUAUUUAUCAAGAGGGGAACCGUUCGACGAUACACAUGUAAUUAUCGACUGGUUUCCCUCCCGAGUCGUUUUGCUUCUCCUUUUGCCCGUCGAAACGACUUCCACAUCGAACCGUAUUAAAUUUUAAACGACCCAAAGCGAUCUCGAGUAAUCCUCCUCGGCGUUGGUGACCGCGAACUUCGAAAUCGUUGAGGAAGGAACUUUGAAGGGAGUACGGAUAAGAAUUCUUAACCGUUCGCGUUCGUGUUCGAACGAGUCGCAGGGAAGCACGAACACCUCGAGCCAACGCGACCGACGAGAAUAUUCAUCGUGUCGCGAUCGAGAGGAUGUUGGACUCUUCGAGGUUACUCGACUCUCUCCGUGGUAAGCAGGGUUUACGUACGACUUGCGAGGAAGCGUUCGCUAUUUCAAGAUCGAGAGCUCGCCCUCUGCUGAAGCUGAGAUGGGCAGAGUUUGCGUCCAAACAAAAUUUGGGACGAUGAAUGAAGGAUAACGCUGUUUUUUUUUUGUUCGUUGUUCGAAUUAUCGAAUUAAAUAUUUCGCAAGGACCAUAUGAAGAUUGAACUAUUCGAUCCAAUAAACGUUACGUAUUAUUCAAAUGAAAUUUUGUUUAUUUCUGACAGAAGGUCACUGCGAGAUUGUACUGGUUGAUUUUUGGUAGAAACACGCGGGCGAAUUUAUCGAAGCUUGACCAUUCACUGCCACGAAGAACACGAAACGUCUAUGUUGAGUACUCCGAUAUUUAACAUUUUUGUUUGACAUUUUGGGUGGAAAUUGACGGUUACAUUUUGCCAGAGACUCUUGGGAUUAUCGAAUCAUCCAGUUUUCUUUUCGAGAUUGAAUGUUGCGGACGAGCUUCCGAUUUUCAAAAUACAAGCAACGCUGCCUCGUCGGUGGUGAAAAAAUGCGGCGAGGUCCGACAAUACGUUUUGUACAUAAUUACGCAUACGUUUGCGUGUCUGUCGCAGCGUCAUACAUAUCCGUGCCCCGAGUCUGUAUAUAUUUAAAUUGUACGAGCGUAAAUUUGGUGAAAUUUACAAGAAUGCGACGGUUGACUCGUUCUUCCUAAUCCAUGAUCGCUUGACGUUCGAAGAUCUGAGAAUCUUAGUGAAUUAAAAAACAAACAAUUGAUCCACACUCUUUGUUUAAUAUAAGAAAUGAUUCUACGAGCAAUUAUAACUCAAUAUAGCAGAGGAAUACACAGCUGAGUUUUUUCUAGGCAUCAACUCAAAAUCGCGAUCUUCCCAAAAAUUCUCAUUUAUCGGUUCCAAAUAAAAGUAUCGUCACCUAGAAACGUUAAUACAAAAGAAAUGAACAAAACUUAGACCGUAAACAUUACGAGUCAAACGCUGCGCGACUAACAUGCUAACUCGGUAACAAUAAACUUCCAACAAUUUUAUCUCUGCCAAUUUUUAAGUUAGAUGACUCAAAAUUUCGACGUAUACUUGUGGAACACCUUGAAUCGCAGGUGCAAAUUUUCAGAUUAAUAGCGUGGGUAGUUUUCGCGAAGUAAAAUCGCGAAUGCAAUAGUGAUACGAUGUUCGGGUGAUUUCAAUGCGUGGUUGAGUCGCAUAGUCACGCUCAUAGUGUUCAGAAGUGAUUUCGUUUAGGUGAACGAGUUAGCGUUCGUAUUCUUGGCGGAUGUCAUUGGUCCGACACGAGGGUCUUGUAGAUACCUGUAUGUGCAUAUGCCUAUGGUACGUACCGGGUGAACAGAAUUUUAUCAUCUUAAUCAUUUCUGCAACUAUUGGAAAUAAUCAAAUCACUUCUAUUUCUGAAACUUCGGUUCAGAGAGACUUAGAAACUAUGUAUAGUACAUUUUUUGUAACUUAUCUUCUUCAAGUUUUCAAGGUCAACUUCUUCUGUCUUUAACGGGUGGCUAUUUUUUUUGUGACAGAGAAAUUAAUUCUGAGAGAAAAAGUAUGAAGGUAUAUCCAUUCCAAAACUAACAUUUUCGUUUCAUUACCUCGAAUGUUACAGAAACAUUGUUAGAACAGAGUUCCAAUUCUAUUGUAGUCGCUGUGCAUUGUUAGAAAAUCAAGUUGACUUUAGAAGCUUGAGAGUCACUUUGAUUCCGAUUAUCAAGAAAAAAUUCUAUCAAGUUUCACUGUUCACCCAGUGUACACCCGCUACACCCAAAUAAUUAUACAUACAUAUUGGCGCGUAUACGUUUACUCGAGUCGAUUGAACGCGCUCGUGGUUCGAGAGUUCGCGCCCUCCCCGCUAUUUUUUAAUGACACAUUCGUUUCUCAUUGUGAAUUUUUGAUAUCGAGAGGCCGAAGACGCGCGCUCGAGGUGAGAACUCUCGUUCCGGCGCGCAAAAAUCGACUGCCUCGAGGUUGGUGAACACCCGGUGACUAAUUAUGAUUAGGGCUAUGAUUUUUGGACGAGAAACGUCGAAUGACAGAGAAGAGACGUUCACUAAGGGCCGUACACAUAAAAAUUAUAUCGUAAUCGCCGUAUGCUAAGUCGUGGAUAUACCUAUAAAUAUAUUAUAUUAUAUAUAUACAUGUGCGUAUGCGCGUACACGGAAGAAGAAGCGCGAGAUGUGAGCACGUGCGUCGGGUUAUACAUAUGCAUGUAUAAAUAUACAUACUAUACAUAAAUGUAUAAAGUAAACGCGGUGUAAAUAAUAUGGGAGAAUCGAUAGGGAGCGGCGAUUAGCGGAAACCGCGGCGGAUUUAUUCAUCGUAGCGAUUCGUUUCUUAUUAUGACGUCAGUUAUUAUUAAGUACCCUUAAUCGUAGGAAUCAGUGAGCGUUGCAGACGUGUCGAGAUAUGGAAGUCGAAGGGUUGGGGAUGCCGAACGAAUAAUCGCUUUUUCAUUUUGAGACUCAGAGACAGCUAAAUUUUUACUAAUAUUCACAGUAAAGGAUGAUAAUUUUGAAAUUUCAAACAAGCUAGUAGAUAUAUAUUUAUUUCACAAUUGUAUUUAUCAAGUAAACAAAAAUGUAUUAUUGAAAACAAAAGGGAUUUUUAAUAUUUGAGAAUGUUUAUGGACGAACUGCAGGAUGAUAAAUGCUACAAUUAAAUUUUUUGAAUUAAUACAUAAAAAAGAAUUUACUAAAGGUAUCAUGAGAAAUAUAUUACAAGAUAUAGUUACAUCAUUUUGUGUAAUAAUUUCGCAAAUUCUUUUCUUACAUGUUUAUUUAGUAGGUUUGAUGGUAACAUUCAUAAGUUUUGAAUAUGAUUAAAACAGAAACAGUCGAAACUUACACGUACAUUAAAUAAUAGUUUAUUAUUAUUAUUAUUCAAUUCUUCCAUGCUAAUUUCGCUCAUAAUGUAUUUUUUUAUAAUGUGUAAAAAUGCUCCAUUUGGCUUUCCAGCCCUUCGAUCUCGUUAUCGACAACGUCAGCGCAUCUCAGCCGUGUAUAUUUGUUGCGAAAUUCGUUUUUUAAAUUGUAUAUACACAUAUAUAUGGCGUCGAACGUUAAUCACAAGUGUAUGCACAUCUGCCAACGUAUGUAUAUAUAUAUAUAUAUAUAUAUAUAUUAUUGAUAUUAUAUUAUAUGUAAUUUUCUACGGGAGUGACGUCGACGCGACAUGAUAUAUUACAAUAUAUUUUGCGAUAUUUUAAUAUAUUCUGCUCGCGCGAUUAUAUAUAAUAUAAUACAUGUAUGUAUGUAUGUAUGUAUGUAAACGCGUACGAGACGAGAUCUCGUAUCGAUCACGCGCGUCCUUUCGUUCUUAAUCACCCACAAGCGUUAUCAUCCCCUCUCCCUCGAGUUUCCCGAUCCUACUGCCGCCAACUGAAUCCAGUCCAUCGUCCUCUCAUGCAACGUACAUCGUUUGAUUUCUAACCAUUAACUUCCAGAGUCGUGGACCAAGCUGUAGUGAAACAAAAGUGCGAAUGUGAUCAAGUGAGAGAGUGAGAGAAAACGCGAGAGAGAAAUUUGACGACGAAAAGAAAUACGAUAUACAAGAAAGAGUUCCUAGAGCACCCGUUUCGAGUGCGUUAGACGUUUUAUAAAUUUAAUGGUGAACGGGUGGGAGACGAUAGAUGCGAGAGAAAUCGUUAGAGCGGAGAACAUGAUUUGAAAACGAAGCGAGAGUGAGUGAUAGCGAUAAAGGGACAAUUCUGCGUUUUCCUAAUCUUCCCUUUCAUUUCGUUUUUCUUUUUUUUGUUUUCUUCUCGUUCGUCGGAGGUGUGUAACGUUGUAGAUAAAAUGAGAAAAAUUAGAAUCGAUAACUCGCCCCCUAACCCCCUCCCUCUGAUCGACGUGUCAUUGGUUCAUUUUUUUUUUCUUGCGAGCCUCGACGAGCCGGCGCAUUCCGCGUGCGAAUAGACACAUUAAUUACAGUGAUUAUUAUUAUUAUUAUUAUUAUUAUUAUUAUUAUUAUUAUUAUUAUUAAUUAUUAUUAUAUUAUUAUUAUUUCAUUAUAUUUUAACUUUUAUUAAUUAAAAAUAAAAGUGCUAGACAGAC